Molecule: messenger RNA, 10700 nt
Organism: Hermetia illucens (black soldier fly)
Lineage: Eukaryota; Metazoa; Arthropoda; Insecta; Diptera; Stratiomyidae
Gene: Dscam1
Product: Down syndrome cell adhesion molecule-like protein Dscam2
Exons: 27
Coding region: 631-6729 (2032 amino acids)
Biological process (GO): dendrite self-avoidance; homophilic cell-cell adhesion; axon guidance
Cellular component (GO): axon; plasma membrane
Molecular function (GO): cell-cell adhesion mediator activity
Source: RefSeq, a predicted model, not a curated record
UCGUUCAGGCGUCGGGCGUUCGAGUUUUCAGUAACGGUACGCAUCCUUGCUAGUGUGUCGUUCGCGAUUCGGAGUGGCAUCGCCCCUUUAGUGUGUUUUGCAGUGCAUAAAGGAAAAUAUUUAAUUCUGUGCUUGCCCUUGUGCAUAGUGUGAUUGGUCCUUGUGUAUCAGUUCCUGUGUGUAUUUUUGGAUUACUCACUGCCGGAAACGUUCCUGAUCAUAUUUUUGGAUUACUCAUACCUCGCGGUCCCGUCGAAAACCGGUAGACGCAAAACACCUCGCGCUAAUCGCGCCGGUGUCUACUCACCGCUGUCGCGUACGGUGGCUACCGAAGUCACCACCAACCCUUCUUGUAAGUGUGAUUAUCGACCCGGGAGUGUCUCCCACGUGCAUCUCGUUCGUGUGAUCCCUGAGUGAAAAAGUAUCCGUUUGUAGUUGUCUCUCGAUUUCCUUGUGCUUGUGUGAAGGAAAGAAAAAUCUUUAAAAGGAGAAAAUUGAAGUGUUGUGAAAAGUGCAAUCCUCCUUUCUAAAGUGAAGUGUUUCCCACUUCUUGCUCUUCCCCAUUUGGAUUAUUCGGAAAAUAUUGUCUCAACCAUCAGCAGUCGCACAAGCAUCACUUCAUCUGCAGCCAUGGGAUUUUCAAUUAUAAAGUGGAUUACGUUGCUGAUAGCGUUCGUCUGCUUGGCGAGCGCCGCUAAUCCGGAUGCCGAUCAAAAAGGACCGAUUUUCCUCAAGGAACCAACAAACAGAAUUGAUUUCUCCAACUCGACCGGGGCUGAAGUUGAAUGUCGCGCCAGUGGAAAUCCCCCGCCUGAAAUCAUUUGGAUUCGAAGCGACGGAACAGCGGUGGGUGAUGUUCCCGGACUCAGACAAGUUUCAUCGAAUGGAAAUUUGGUUUUCCCACCCUUCCGUGCUGAGGAUUAUCGUCAAGAGGUUCACGCGCAAGUGUAUGCAUGCCUGGCAAGAAAUCAAUUUGGCACCAUUAUCUCCCGGGAUGUUAACGUACGAGCAGUUGUACCACAAAGUUACUCAAUAAAUGUAAUGGACGAAGCGGUCUUGCGUGGAAACACAGCCAUUUUAAAGUGUCAUAUACCCAGCUUUGUGGCUGAUUUCGUCUUCGUUGCAUCUUGGGUUGAAGACGAAACUCGAGAAAUCUACCCGCCUAGCUCGAACAGCGAUUUUGAAACCGAUGGCAAAUAUCUAGUCCUCCCAUCUGGUGAGUUGCACAUUCGUGAAGUUGGUCCUGAAGAUGGUUACAAAAGCUAUCAAUGCCGAACAAAGCAUCGUUUGACUGGUGAAACAAGAUUAAGUGCUACAAAAGGACGAUUGGUCAUUACUGAACCAAUUGGAUCAAAAGCACCAGCAUUUUCUGGGGAUGUCGCUACAUUUUCACAUCGCGUUGAUAUGAACUCCACUAUUGCUCUUAUCUGCCAGGCUCAAGCUUUUCCGGUACCCGUUUUCAGGUGGUAUAAAUUCAUUGAAAACACAUCACGGAAACAAGCCGUUGUCCUGAACGACCGAGUCAAACAAGUUUCAGGAACCCUUAUCAUCAAAGACGCAGUUGUUGAAGAUUCCGGAAAAUACCUAUGCGUUGUUAACAAUUCAGUGGGAGGCGAAAGCGUUGAAACCGUCCUAACAGUCACUGCCCCACUAUCAGCGAAAAUCGAUCCACCAACCCAAACCGUAGACUUUGGCCGACCCGCUGUAUUCACCUGCCAAUUCACUGGAAAUCCAAUCAAGACAAUCACAUGGCUUAAGGAUGGUAAAGCUAUCGGACAUAACGAAGCUGUCUUGAGAAUCGAAUCUGUGAAACGAGAGGACAAAGGAAUGUAUCAAUGCUUCAUUAGGAAUGACCAAGAAAGUGCAGAAGCUGGUGCUGAACUGAAACUGGGCGGCCGAUUUGAUCCACCUGUUAUUCGAGAAUCAUUCCCUGACAAAACCCUUCAUCCAGGACCAAGCGUUUUCUUGAACUGCGUAGCUGGUGGAAACCCAACUCCUGAAAUUUCCUGGGAAUUAGAUGGAACUAAGAUCACAAAUAAUGAACGGUAUCAAGUUGGACAAUAUGUUUCGGUUAAUGGAGAUGUUGUUUCGUAUUUGAAUAUUACUUCGGUCCAUGCCAAUGAUGGAGGUUUGUACAGAUGUAUCGCAAGCAGCAAAGUUGGAACAGCCGAACACUCUGCCAGAUUGAAUGUUUAUGGAUUGCCGUACAUCCGACCCAUGGAAAAGAAAGCCAUUGUUGCUGGAGAAUCGUUGUUUGUUACAUGCCCAGUUGCUGGUUAUCCAAUUGAUUCAAUUAUUUGGGAAAGGGAAAAUCGAGUAUUACCCAUCAACCGUAAGCAGAAAGUCUUCCCUAAUGGAACACUCAUCAUUGAAAAUGUUGAAAGGAACUCUGAUCAGGCUACUUACACAUGUGUUGCCAAGAACUCUGAAGGAUACAGUGCCCGAGGUGCUCUCGAUGUUCAAGUCAUGGUUCGUCCACAAAUCAUCCCAUUCAGCUAUGACGGAAUAGUAAAUUUAAACGAUUCAGUGGACUUGAUUUGCCAAAUUUCAAAGGGAGAUCGGCCGUUCCGUAUAAGCUGGCUCUUCCAAUCCAGUACAGCUGAGAAGGGCAGACUUCACUACCAACCUAUUUUGCGAACAAAUCGGAUAAGUGACCAUUCUAGUAUUUUAUCAAUUCCGUACGCAACUUCUAAGCAUAGUGGAACCUACACGUGUGUGGUUGAAAACAAAGCUGGAUCAACAUCAUACAGCACAAACUUGACUAUCUACGUUCCCCCAAGAUGGAUUCUCGAACCAACAGAUAAAGCUUUUGCACAAGGAUCAGAUGCUAAAGUUGAAUGUAAGGCCGAUGGAUUCCCAAAACCACAAGUUACAUGGAAGAAAGCUGUUGGCGAUACUCCCCGCGAAUACAAGGACCUUAAACAAAACGACAAUAUCCGUGUUGAAGAAGGAACUCUAUUCAUUGACAAUAUUGCAAAGAAUAACGAAGGAUACUAUUUGUGCGAGGCCAUCAAUGGAAUUGGAUCAGGACUUAGUGCUGUGAUUAUGAUUAGUGUCCAGGCUCCUCCAGAAUUCACCGAGAAAUUGAGAAACCAAACUGCACGACGUGGUGAACCAGCUGUUUUGCACUGUGAGGCUAAGGGCGAGAAACCUAUUGGAAUCUUAUGGAACAUGAAUAAUAUGCGAUUGGACCCCAAGACUGAUAAUAGAUAUACAAUUAGGGAAGAAAUUCUUUCAACUGGCGUCAUGUCAAGUCUCUCAAUCAAACGAACUGAACGAACAGAUUCUGCCCUUUUCACUUGUGUAGCCACCAAUGCUUUCGGUAGUGACGACUCCAGCAUCAACCUCAUCAUUCAAGAAGUCCCUGAAAUGCCAUAUGCCCUAAAAGUCUUAGACAAAUCUGGACGAACUGUACAAUUGAGCUGGGCACAACCCUACGAUGGAAACUCACCAAUCAAACGAUACAUCAUUGAAUUCAAACGAUCACGCGCAUCAUGGGAUGAAAUUGACAGAGUCAUUGUUCCUGGACACACCACUGAAGCUCAAGUACAAAAACUCAGCCCGGCCACAACAUACAAUAUCCGAAUCGUAGCAGAAAACGAAAUUGGCUCAUCUCAAUCGUCCGAAGCUGUUACAAUUAUCACUGCCGAAGAAGCUCCAUCUGGCAAACCUCAAAACGUUAAAGUUGAACCAUUGAACCAGACAACCCUGAAAGUAACCUGGAAACCACCACCACGACCGGAAUGGAAUGGCGAACUUCUUGGAUACUACGUUGGAUACCGAUUGGCUAAUACUAACAAUUCUUACGUUUUUGAAGAUGUCAACUUCUCAACUGAAGAAGGAAAGGAACACUCCUUGGAAUUGAGCCACCUCAAAACAUACACUCAAUAUGGAGUCGUGAUUCAAGCUUAUAACAAAGUCGGCGCCGGACCAUUGACUGAAGAAGAGAAACAAUACACUGCUGAAGGAACCCCUAGCGUACCACCAAGUGACACUACAUGCACCACAUUGACCUCACAAACAAUUCGAGUUAUGUGGGUAAGCCCACCCUUGGAAUCUGCCAAUGGAGUUAUUAAGACCUACAAAGUUGUUUAUGCCCCAACUGAUUUAUGGUUUGAUGAUAAGAACAAGGACUACAAGAGGACCGGUCAAACUGAAACUGUUUUACAUGGAUUGAAAAAGUUCACAAACUACACUAUUCAAAUUGCAGCAACCACAUCUGGCGGAGAUGGUGUCCGAAGUGCUCCAAUUCAUUGCCAAACUGAACAAGAUGUCCCCGAAGCCCCAACCGACGUGAAAGCCCUUGUUAUGGGAAGUGAAGCUAUCUUGGUAUCAUGGCGUCCACCAGCACAACCCAACGGUCUCAUCCUACAAUACACUGUCUACACAAAAGCCGAAGGAGCUGAAGGUGCACCAAAGAGUCAAAAGAUCCCUAACUACCAAAUGAGCUACGAGGCAUCUGGAUUAGAAAAAGGAAAAUCAUACGAAUUCUGGGUGACAGCUAGUACCGUAAUUGGAGAAGGUCAACCCUCAAAGAGUAUCACAGCAAUGCCAAGCGAUCAAGUCCCUGCUAAAAUUGCCUCCUUCGAUGAUGCCUUCACUGUAACGUUCAAAGAAGAUGCUAAACUGCCUUGCCUUGCUGUCGGCUCCCCAAAACCAGAUAUUACAUGGAAGAUCAAGGGUGUUGAAUUCACUCCAAAUGAAAGGAUGCGACAACUGCCUGAAGGUUCAUUAUUCAUCAAAUCAGUUACACGUCAGGAUGCUGGAGAAUACACAUGCCAAGCAGAAAAUUCAAUUGCUAAAGAUUCUAUCACCCAUAAACUAAUUGUUUUGGCUCCUCCUCAAUCCCCACAGGUGUUCUUAUCAGGAACAAGCACAGAUUCAAUUACUAUUAAAUUGAAACCACAUGAAGGUGAUCCAGCUCCAUUGCACGGAUACACUCUGCAUUACAAACCAGAAUUUGGCGAAUGGGAAACUGUGGAAGUGGCUGUUGAUGCACGCAAACAUGGAAUUGAAAACUUGCUAUGCGGAUCACGGUACCAGAUUUAUGCUACAGGAUAUAACAACAUUGGCGCCGGUGAAGCCUCCAGCAUCAUGAAUACACGUACCAAGGGCUCAAAACCAAUUACCCCCGACAAAUCACGAUUCAUUGAAGUCUCAUCCAAUUCCGUAAGCUUACAUUUCCCGGCCUGGAAUGAUGGUGGUUGCCGAAUGUCUCACUUCGUCGUUGAAUACAAAAAGAAGGAUCAAAUCGAAUGGAAUCAAAUCACCAAUAACGUCAAGCCUGGAAAUAACUUUGUAGUUUUGGAUUUGGAACCUGCAACUUGGUAUAACUUACGUAUUACCGCCCACAAUUCCGCUGGUUUCACAGUGGCUGAAUAUGAAUUUGCUACGCUAACCGUUACCGGAGCUACCAUUGCCCCACCGGACGGCGAUAGUAGUUCAACCAAGGGUAGCACGAGGUUAGCGAUGCCCGCAUGGGUGCCAGAGUGGCUCGACCUCAAUUUCAUGGUACCUCUAAUCGCCACGUGCAUUGUUGUUGCGGUGGGUAUACUAGUUAUUUGUGUAGCACUGUCAAGACGAAGAUCUGAUGAUCCCAGAGGUGGCCCGAAGGACGUCUACUACGAUGUAGUUUACAAUCAGUCUAUGGGACCUGGCGCCACUUUGGACAAGAGACGACCUGACUUGAGGGAUGAACUCGGCUACAUUGCACCACCCAACCGCAAGCUACCACCAGUACCAGGAUCCAACUACAACACAUGCGACAGGAUCAAGCGAGGUACAGUUAUAAGCCGAUAUAUGCGAUCAAAUCAUUCGACAUGGGAUCCAAGGAGACCAAUUUAUGAAGAAUUGCAUCCACCACCAGUGCCACGACGUCAUCCAGGAUCCGGUGAUUGUUAUCACACACAUCCAGGCAUGGAAGAUGAAAUCUGCCCCUACGCAACCUUCCACUUGCUUGGAUUCCGUGAAGAAAUGGACCCAACCAAGGCAAUGAACUUCCAAACAUUCCCCCAUCAAAACGGACACAGCGGACCUGGACAUGCUGGAACUAUGGGCCCAGCUGGACAUCCUGGACAUGUACACUCUCGAUCUGGUUCACAAUCGAUGCCACGUCAAAAUAACCGUUAUGCCAGGAAGAAUAGCCAGGGAGGACAAAGCUCGAUUUACACACCAGCACCGGAAUAUGAUGAUCCAGCAAACUGUGCCGAAGAAGAUCAAUAUAGACGUUACACUCGUGUCAACUCCCAAGGUGGAAGCCUUUAUGGAGGACCAGGACCUGAAUAUGACGACCCCGCAAACUGCGCUCCUGAAGAUGAUCAAUAUGGUUCACAAUACGGCGGCGGAUAUGGAGCACCUUAUGAUCACUACGGAUCUCGCGGUUCUGUAGGACGACGAAGCGUUGGCUCAGCUCGCAAUCUUCCAAACAACGGAUCACCUGAACCACCCCCACCACCACCACGCAACCAUGACAUGAGCAACUCAUCAUUUAACGACUCCAAGGAAAGCAACGAGAUUUCUGAGGCUGAAUGCGACCGUGAUCAUGGACCUCGUGGAAACUAUGGCGAAGAUUCAGCCGAGGCAGUGAAACGCUCACCACAUCCAAAGGAUCAGCGCACAACUGAAGAGAUGCGAAAACUGAUCGAAAGAAAGCAAAACGAAACCGGCCCAAAACAACUCCAACAACAAGGUGCAGCAGGAUUCACAACCUACGAUACUAUGGCAGUGUAAUUUGUAAGGAUCUGCGACAUCCAAGAGCGAUUGCACGAGUAGAGUACCAGGGCUAGAGAAUGGCGGCGGACAGGUGAUAUCAUAAAAAUGCCAUCUCGCUUACCACGAACCCAAUUAAAAACUCAAAAUAUUCAUAAAACACAAUAUAAAAAUAUUCAAAAAAGUUUAUAACUUUUUGCUCAACGUAGCAAAAUUUCAUAAAUACAUAUACAGAUAUAUGAAAACGUAAGUAUGAAAAUUAAAAUUUAUGAAAAUUAAAAUUAUGGAAAAAAUAUAUUACAUGCUUCUCCUAUACCAUAUUAUAUUGUAUUGUAUUAUUAUAAACUAUAUUUAACGUAAUAAGGCAAGUGAAAUUUGAACAAGAAAAAUAUACUAGAAACAUACGCUACUUACCCUUUAGUUAUCUUCAAAUUGUCUUCUGAGAUACUUUACUCCCUUGGAUAAUUUGUUUUUAAAUAUUUGAUGUGUGUGUUGAUGAUAAGUAAUGUACUGAAUAGAAGUGAUGAACAGGUGAAGCGCAAAAUAUGGAAAAUUGUCAUUUUUGCCAUGUUAUUUCUAACACCUAAAUUUUUACCAAAUGAAAAAAUGUCUGUCGCGUCAUAGUUUUUAAUAACAUAUUUAUAUGUAUUUAAGUUUGUUUUGAAAGGGAAAACGAAAUAACCGUAAUUUUGAGGAAUGUCUUCAUCAAAUGUGUAAUUGAAACUACUACUUCAAAGAUUAAAGCUAUUUUGAAAAUCAACAGAAGUUGCGAUUGAAAAACGAAAAGCGGAUACGAAACUUUUAUAGUCAACUCGUUUUAGAUAUUUAAUUGUUUUAGUUUCUUAUUUCAAUUAGGUCAUUGAAUUAAAUAUAAUUGUAAUAUGGCUUUUUAGGGUUGAUAGCGAAUUCGGCGCGCGUAAAGGACUGAGUAGAGCUAAAUUAAAAUAUGAUUUUUAUAUUUUAAAAGCCAUUUUACAUGAAUUUUGAUGGAAUGAUCGAUUUUAGUCAUUUUUUCAACAAAUCGAAAUGAAAUCCUUGAUUAUGUUUCAUUGUACGUAACAAUGCUUUGAUUUCUUUCUUUUUAAUAGCUAUAAAUGCAGAAAAAUAUAUAUUAACGUCUUGCACAAUUUUAUUACAUUUUUAGUGUUACCAAUUAUCUUCUUGAGUUCAGUUUGAAUGUAUACCAUUCGAAAAAUAAUCGAAAUAAUACUUCUCAGUGUCAUUUGUAAUAUUAAAAGUAUACCUUAAAUAUUAAUUCGCGUUUGAAGUAAAUAUAUAAAUGUUUAUCUAGAAGAUUGCACUAUUAAAUGCUAUCAAAAAUUAUUCAUGUCUUUAAUAAGUCAGUUAAAAGUCCCUCAAUCGAUGCGUUUUUACAGUAGUUGCGGAGUGUUUUUAAUACUUUUAAUAUUAUUUUUCAAUUUUCAUUGAAUUUUUCCAAAUAUGAUUCCUUAACAUUAUAUUUCUUUCUUUGUCAAUGGACCAUGAUUUUAUGCAAUAAAUCUGCUCAUUUCUGUUGAAUAAUAUUUUAAUUGAUAAUUUUUGAUGCUGUAAGUUGGGAGUGACCAUUACGCUUUGCGCAUAGGUAGAUUUCACCGUGAUAUCAUUAUCAAAAAGGCCUACAAUAAAAUUUGUAUUUUGUUUCUUACGAUUGCUCCGAUAUUGAAAAUACAUGAUUAAUUCAUUUGAAUAUUUUGGAGCGCAACAAGAUCUUUACGAAUUCCAUCUAAGAACUCCCAACAAAUAUACAGUUACGCUUCUAGUUCAUAUUUUAUAUCUUAAGCUUUAAUAUUUUAUAAUUACGUAUGUAGCGUUAUCCUAACCUCAUUAGAAAGUUUGUAAAUUUUCUUUGAAUAAUUUAAAUAAUGUUAUUUUAUGGAAAUCCUUGUUUACAAAUUUAUGACAGUUCCAAUUCGAUCCGUAAAAUUUGGUCGCAAAUCAAGGGAUUUCAAAAUAAAUACUCCAUUGCAUGUACUAUAUUUUAAAUUGUAAAUUCUUUUGUAACCCAAAAUUAGGAAAACGGAAAGCAACUUAAGAAUUUGCUAAGAAAGGUUGUAUCAGUUGUGCCGGUCACAAUCCUUAUUUGUUUUACGUGUGUUUUGAUAUGCAUAACAUAUGAAAUCAAUAAUAAACGGAGAGAAUAAAAGAAACUUUAUUUCUGAAACAAAUGAAAAUGUCAUAAUUUUGAUUUUUUAUGAAUUAUAUUGUUUCUGUUCAUAAAUACAUUUGCUAGAUAGAUAACAUAAGUUUAUUCAGUGAAUUUGUUUUUUUUUUCUCUUUAUUUUCUACCAGUGAACACAAGAAUCAAAAACACAAAAAAAAACAUACAAGAAAAAAUAUUUGACUACAAUUUUUAAAAAUCAGAAACAAUGCCUCGAUAAUAUUAUAUGAUUAUAUGAAAUUCUUUCAAUUAUAUUAUGAUUAACCAUUUUAAUUAAUAAUUUUGUAGUUUGUGAUAUUACCUAAACAUAUUUUAAAAUAAUCUUUAUGAUUUCUGCAAAAAAUGAUUUUGUGUUUUAUUUAAUUAUGUAGUUGGAGACACUAGCACAAAUGUACAGUUUGCAGGUAAAGCAAAAGGAUCUUCCAAGUCUAGGUCUGUCUACAUGUUGUAGGCUUAACCUGGCCCUUAUAGAAACCUGGAUGGUUUCAUUUAUCCCAAAAUAAAUUGUUUGGUAUUCUUUUUUAAUAUUUCCAAUAUAUGAAAUCCUUGUAGAAGAAAAUUGCGGACCUACCUUUCUUCACAGGAAAAAGCAAACAUCACAUCAAAUAGGUACUUUUGUUCGUUAAAAUUUUAUAUUUUAAUUAAGCUUCCACGAUCAAAUAAUCAUGAAAAAUAUUCCCCAUAAAAUGUAAAAUUAAAUAUAUUGACAUUCGUAUACCUUCUUCGAUUCCAAAUCAUAGUUUGUUUCCCUGGUUUUAGAGUUAUUUCAAAACAACGAAAUCCUAAAACCAACAAUAGCAAUGAUAAAAUACGUCACCUGAACUUUAACAAAAGUAUUCCAAAAUUGAUGGCAAAUAAACGAAUAUUAGCAUUUAACAAAAUCUGAAAAGAAUAUACCACCUUUUAUGAUAAACUGCAUAUGGGAUACAAAAGGAAUAAAUAAUGAUAAUUGAUCAAAGUUCUACCUACAUAUAUUAUAUAUAAUAGAUAUGCUUUAGAUGUGUUGUAAUUUAUUACAAAAAGAAAGUAGAGUACUCUAGAUAAUAAACAGAAAACAGAACUCAGACAGAAAAGCUAAAACAUCAGAAAAAAUGUCACUUCAAGGUAUAAAGCAUCAACUAAGAUACAUUCUUGAAUCUUUUGCAUACAACUCUAAAUACCAUACGAAAACCAUUCUAGUAAGUAACACAAAAUAAAUUUAUAUAAAAAAUUCUAUACAUUUAAAAACUAAUCUUAUUAAGUGUGUUGCUUUGAAAAUUUGUAUACAAAUACAACAUUACGUUCAGUUGAAAUUUACAAACAAGAAAAAAUAUAAAUUCUAUUAAAAUAAAUAAUUUAAAUACGAAAUAUUAACAUUAACAUGAUCAUAUAACCACAAAAGAAAAUUUUUGGAAAAAAAAGACCAGGAGAAAGCAAAAUUAUUAAAAAAUUACAAAAUUCAAAAGAAAUUCAAAAUUAGAUGAUAUUUAAGGUUAAAUGAUUAAAUAUUAUUACUACUUGAAACGUAUAAAACUAUUCAUAAUCAUAACAAGAAAUGAGAUAAAACAAUUCAACCUUAUCCAUACAUACAUGUGCGCAUAUAUGGUUAUACACAAGGAUGAAUUGUUUCUAUUAAAAUUUUUUAUAUUUAAAAAACACUUCCCGUUAAUUUCCAUUUAAUUUUCUUUUAGCUUUUUCUAAUAAACUGAAUUAUUAAAUGUUUAAAUCAUUUUGACUGAUCUCACAUUGACAUGGUUCACCUACUAUGCUGUGUUUUUUAAAAAAUAUUUAUUAACCAAUAAAUUUAAGUUUAUAAUUUUAGAUAAAAUCAAAUAAAAGUAUUUUUAAGCCACAA